CAUAGUGUCCAAGGAACAGACACUCAAACAAUAAUUCGCCAUCCCCCUAUUCCAAGACAGCAACAUCAUCACCAAAACUGUACAAGGAGUCGUUGACGGAGGAUUCAUUCGCGGGCUGAUUAAAUCGGAAGAAGGCAGCGAUAUUUCUUUUGGGUGUUCACUUUUUAAUCCUUUGAUGUGCACUGAUCUUAAGUUGUUUACCUUUUUCGUAGUUUUUGUCGUGCAUCAUAUCACGCAAGGCUAAGCUAUAAAAGCAUCUUUAGCUUGGAGGACGCCACGGCGGAUUUAAUCGGAAGAAUACAACUACGAGCCAAUACUCUGAAAGGUUUCAAGUGACGGGAGAGCGGUAAUGAACACAUUUCACUCAAUGGAUUUUUAUAUUUAGAGCUAGAUGUGACGCUCCCCCCGGCCACCACCAAGCUAAGACUGGGGAAGGCUCUGGCACAUGCACCGCAUGGCUUUUCAUUUUACAGUGACUAAUAGGGCAUAACUAUUACGACAUCACAAAGUCGACAUACAGAAUCUAACCAUUUUAGCUGCGUCUUUGGCUCACGACGAGUGCUUUGUCGCCGGCGGUUGUGGAAGAACACGAUCUGAACUCCAGCCGUUGUGAAAAUGAUGGCUGGUGGAGCUGUUCAACAUAACGGGAUAUUCACGAAUCCUCACCACCACAGUCAACCGCCCCACAUGGAGUCGGAUCCUCCUGAUUCCCGAAAAAGACCACUAGAAACCACCACGGAGGAGGCGAGCAGCACCAAGCGCACAAAUACAGGGGAGGAGGGCGAGUACUUCUUGAAAGUGCUGAUCCCCAGCUAUGCAGCCGGAUCCAUCAUCGGCAAGGGAGGCCAGACCAUCGUCCAGCUGCAGAAGGAGACAGGGGCCACUAUCAAGCUGUCCAAAUCCAAAGACUUCUACCCAGGCACAACAGAGCGCGUCUGUCUGAUCCAGGGUACGGUCGAGGCCCUGAAUGGAGUGCACAACUUCAUCGCCGAGAAGGUGAGAGAGAUGCCCCAGAAUGCACAGAAGCCAGAGCCUGUCAGCAUCCUGCAACCCCAGACCACCGUCAACCCAGACCGCGUCAAACAGGCCAAACUGAUUGUGCCUAACAGCACCGCGGGGCUGAUCAUUGGUAAGGGUGGCGCCACAGUGAAGGCUGUGAUGGAGCAGUCCGGCGCCUGGGUGCAGCUCUCCCAGAAGCCCGAGGGCAUCAACCUGCAGGAGCGCGUGGUGACGGUCAGCGGCGAGCCGGAGCAGAACCGCAAGGCGGUGGAGAUCAUCGUGCAGAAGAUCCAGGAGGACCCACAGAGCAGCAGCUGCCUCAACAUCAGCUACUCCAACGUGACGGGCCCCGUGGCCAACUCCAACCCCACCGGCUCCCCGUACGCCAACACGGCCGACGUGUUGCCCAACGCGGCGGCUGCCGCCACUGCCUCCACGCUCCUGGGCCAGGCCAGCCUCGCCAGCAUGGGCGGCUUCCCCACGGCCAUGUCCAGCUUCUCCGGCAACGACCUGCUGGCCAUCACCUCGGCCCUGAAUACUCUGGCCAGCUACGGCUACAACACCAACACCCUGGGCCUCGGCCUCAACCCCGCCGCUGCGUCCGGCGUCCUGGCGGCAGUGGCUGCCAGCGCCAACCCCGCCGCCGCGGCCGCAGCUAACCUGCUAGCCUCCUACGCUAGCGAGGCCUCAGGCGGCGGCCAUCCUGCACCCACCCUGGGGGGCUUCUCCCUGGGCUCUCUGGCCGCCGCUACUGGGGCGUCCAACGGCUACCUGAAUCCAUCCUCCCCCCUGGUUGCAUCGUCCCUGCUGGGCACCGAGAAGCUAACGGAGGGCGGCAAGGAAGUGGUGGAGAUCGCCGUGCCGGAGAACCUAGUUGGCGCCAUCCUGGGUAAGGGCGGCAAAACACUGGUGGAGUAUCAGGAGCUGACGGGAGCGCGGAUCCAGAUCUCCAAAAAGGGGGAGUUCAUCCCCGGCACCCGCAACCGGAAAGUAACCAUCACGGGAUCGCCCGCGGCAACACAGGCAGCCCAGUAUCUCAUCAGCCAGCGAAUCACGUACGAGCAAGGCGUCCGCGCCACCAACCCACAGAAGGUGGGCUAAAGCGAGACAUGAGGAGGGGAAGGAGGACAACCUGAGGGACACAGAGAGGAUCCAGAGUGAGACAAGUCAUUUGAUAUUAGUUCAGUGGACAGGUAUUUAAAUAUGGGGCAAUUGCAAUGGGUAAGCUUCUCACUUUAGUAAACAAAAAAGGACUCAUGAAGUAUAGUGAGUGAAGCAACUAUGAGUAAAGGUGGGGUGGGGUGGGGGGGUUGAAUGUUUGAUAUGUGAAUAUGCUUUUCUGACUGAAAGCGACCUUUUGUUUCAUUUUUAAAGUGGCGUUGAGUCCUCUGAGUUGUGUUAGUUUAAACAUUUGGUCCCCUGUCACAUUGCAGGACCGAGGCGCAAGACCACCAGAUUUUAUCCUCCAAUAUACACACCACCAAACGGGAAAAAUAUUUUUUUCUGUUUCAGUCUUUCUGCUACUUUUUGACAGUUACCAUUAUGUUUCAGGUACUUAGCUCCUCUCUCUGUCUUGGGGCAAACAUAGGCCACAGUCUUCAGCUGGUCACAGGUUCUGCUUUCAGCCUUGUUGAUAUAUUAUUACCUUCAGCAUCUUCGGUGCAUUCAACCGUAUAUGGCGCAGUUUGUGUUGUUUACAAGGUUGAGGGAUGGCGUGGAAAUGAAGCGUUCAAAGUGACUCUGAUUGCUUCGCUAAUAUCAGAAUGUCCCCCUCGUGUACACAGACACUACUCGUUUCAAGUUAACGUAAUUAAGUGAUUUUUAUUGGGUCAUUGAGAAAACAUACGCUAUCAUUUGCUUGACGGUAUGGUCUUACAGCAUAUGCUUUUUAGAUUUACUUAAAAUAACCUGUGUUGUCAGGUUGACAUGAAUGUAAAGACUUACUGUUAUUUUUUUUUCUAUGUAAGAGGAUCAAAUGUUGUGUUGGUGUGUAACAUAGAGGUUAAAUGUAAACUCAGACACUACUGGUCAGAGACUGUGUAUGAGGUCACGGGUCCGAUGUUCAAUGGCAAGGACAGGAAUGUAAUCACACACACAGACACACACAGGACACACAGACACACACAGACACAUACACACACACACACACACACACACACACACACACACACACACACACACAUAUGCUCAAAAGCAUACUCAAAAACAAAAGUAAAGACAGUAUACUCAGAAAACAAAACACAUAGCUUAGUUGCUGGAUCCAAAUUUUGGUGCUACUUACCCAUAUUGACUCAUAGAUAGAAGUAGGGACUACACUGACACACAUGUUUUCGGUGAAUGUGAUCACCCGUUCCAAGAUUUUCAGUGAAAUGGAGGGGAAAAAAUCGUCAACAUCUGUUGUGACUUUGAGGACACCAGCGAGAUGAACCUUCACACUUUAAUCUUCAGCAAUUUAACCUAGGCCUACUAACAAUUUAAUCUGCUGUGCUCCUGUGUGUCGCUGCAAACGCACUCAUAUGACUCAAACCCGACAUGUCCAGACCGUCUCUGAAAACAAAACUUGCUCUCCAAUGGUAGUGAAAGUUUUUCUUUGUGUGUGUCGAUUUAGCGCUACCGCCUGUGAUUGCAGCUCAGGUUGUUGUACCUCACAUCUGCAUUGACGAAGGGGUGGGAAGUGGGGUAAUCAAAACUGAAGGGAACUUCCAAUGUGAAUGUAGCACUACACAAAAAGUUCAGUGCUGAAAAGCAGGUGGAACUCUUAUUUAGAUUUAAGAAAAAAAUAUGCACUGUAAGGCGACCAAGGGGACAUUAAUGCCCUUUGAAUGACCUUCUCUAUUCAACAGAGUGAAAGGUCAGGGCACUUAGCUGACCGUUGUGCACAACGUGUGGUAUGUACACCCAGUAGACAUACCCAGAUAAAAAAAAAAACAUUCAGUUUGUGAGGGCAUGUUUUGAUGUUGUUGCUGUUGCUGUGGCUAACAUUUUAACAUAUGGCGCAUACUUAUCAAAGGCUCAAACAUAUUUGGUGACAAGCUGAACGAUAACAUCAAUUUUCUUGCUGCUACCCAUAAGUUCAUUCACAAAUAUCCUCUUAAAUUUAAUUUACUGUUUUUUUUUUUUUUUUUCUCACACGAUCACCUAGGGAAUAUGGGAUCUUAUAACUACGUAUGUAAAAAAAAUACAAAAACAAACAAAAAACAAUACAGAACAUGGGUUCCCCCCUCUGACCACACUGUGAAUCGGGUGUCCAUGCUGUUUAAGCAUGCAGGGUUUGACCCCAUUAUGGAAUGUACUUUACAUACACACACACACCAACACUCACAACAUGACGUUAGUGUGUGCAUGUUCUUGAGCAAACCCCCAAACAAAGCAAUGAGUCAAAAGGACAGCACAAUGACGUCGACCCUUGGAGCACCUGCUCGUCUCCUGAAAACGAUGUUGCACAGCGAGGGGCUGCUAAUGUCAUCCACCGUCGUUCUACGACAGUCUCGCGUCUCCAGUCGUUAGUUAGCAGCUCUCCAUUCGAACACCCUUUCUAUUUAUAGUGGCAUAGCAGUGUCCAGGCUCAUCCCAAUCCUGUGUUGUUGUUUUUUUUAAAUUUCUCCCCUCCCUUCCUCAUUCCUCCCAAGUCUUGAAGACAUUUAUCAACAGCCUUGGUGGCAGGCUGUAUAAUCAGCUUUGCGAAGGAAAAGGAGAGAGGCAUUCUCUCAAAACAAAUAUGAGAGUGAAAGGCAGAGGGAGAGAGACAGAGGGAGAGAUCCUAGCUAGUUUUAACAGCCUGAUCGUGAUGAAAAAGUGAUGUUAAUAAGAGGUUAGGUUACAUGGGAAACUGUCCGUGUGUCUUUCCUCAUAUAUACUUGCUAUGAUGGCAAAAUACCCUCCAUUAUAUCAGACCUCAGUGAUCAGAACCUCGCACUGGAUCAACAUUAAAGAUGCAUGGUUCAAUGGUAGUUUCUGGUUUGGGUGCAAACUUGAAGUUUUCCACCAUAAAGACUCAAGCACAACCAUAUUCGAGGGGGUGUGUGUCUUCUCCAGUUGGUGUUAAGCGCCACCUCUCUCCAUCCCAAACUCUUCCAGAGCAGUCUAGUUUCCAGACCCAGCAUGUCGUGAAAAAAAGGGGUAACGUCAAAUGUCCGUUUUUCCCCUUUAGCUACCUCUACUACACAUCUACCGCCCACAUAUACUUCCUCUAUAUCUCGUUCUCUUCCUCCACCCCUCCCCUCAAAAGACUAUUUUGUUGGCAUUUCUGCCCUUUCUUACCCGUACCUUCUCCCUCCUUACUCUAAAUUUUUUAGUCUCUCUCACUCGUCUUUCUAUUUCUCUCUCUCUCUCUGUCUCUCCUGUCUUCUUGAUGUUCCAGAGAGUAAAUAAUGACGGCUGAUACAUGGGCUUCAGGGGGCAGAGGUCAUUGGGUCAUAACCCCUUGGCAACAGCUCUCAGACUGAGGCAUCAGCCAGAUUAUCACCACUGACACUGCAGUGAUUUACAGUCCUGGUUCCCAGGAAGGGGUGCAGUCCUGGACAACAAGACAUUUGGACAUUUCGAGAAUUCACUUUGGUUCGUGUUAAUUCCUGUCGAACGGCUGAAUUUACAACCCAGUCCAGGACGCACAUUGAUCCUUUCCCAGGGUGUGAGCUGAUAGGCUUGUCAGAAACCGUCUUUCAACUUGUCUUAAGCCUGAAAUCGACACAGUAGUUCUACCUAAAAAAAUUGUAAAGACAGGGACUUUUUGUAACAGAGAAUAGGCUACUCGAAGUCAGGGUGAGAGUUGACAAGAAGAGUGUUGUAUAGGCAAGGAAGAGUUCCACGUGUGAGACAGACUUGAUCGUGACCUCAAGCUCAAACAACUGUCACUGUUGUUGUUUAUACAGAAUAUAUCCUAUCUCUCGCUCUCUCUCUCUCUCUGAGAACCGUCUGAAUUAAUUUUUUCUACUGUGGAAACCGUCCUGUCACAUGGUCUAUGUGUACUUUUAGUGUAGUUAAACAAUAGUUUGUAGUCCAAAAAUACAGUCUUGAGCUGUGGAUUUCAGUGUGUGAACUAUGUUAUAUUUGUGUGGAUGAGGAAAGUGCCAACAAGAGCCUGAUUAAGAUUAGCUUUUGCAAAAUCGUUUUUGUGCAUUUAGACUUGCUCAUUCUGGAGUGCUGGUGUCCAUAUCUACGUCAUUUUGAUGAUUUUAGGUCAAACAUAAAGAAAAUGUAAAGAAAUAUUGGAAGCAAUAUUGUAGCAUGUUGUCCAGUUUUGUGUUUUUGUUAUGUCUGUUGUAUGAACCUUUGAAUUUACAAACAAAUUUUGAAUGAAUAGGUUUACAUGUACUUUUUUGUAAAACUGUAAGUUAAAAAUAAUAAAAAUGCUGCUAUUUGAUAAGUGAAAUAUACAAAAUAUUUUAGUUUAAAAAAAUGUCUGGUCUGUUGAUUAGAAAAGUGCUCUUGGUGACAGAAGAGCAUGAAACGAGGUGUAACUCUAAGUAACCUAGACGCAGUAAUAAAAGUCAACCUGUGCCAAAAUAGUACAUGCGCAGCUUCUCAAAACAGUAGAUGUGUGAUCAAACAUUAGAUACCAGAUAUGUCCUGUAGAUGCAUUGAUCAAGUGCCAAUCAGUCUAUAUCUUUUAGUUUAAGAGAAAAGAUAAUCAAACGCAUAACGUAAAAAAAAAACAAAGGCAGACACAGAGCAAUGUUAGUGUUGUUUUACCCCAUAUUUACAUAGAGUAAGAAAAUAAUGAUUGUUUUUUUAAUGCAUCCAUAUGGGUUUUUUACACGUGUUGUCCAUGCAUCCUGUGCAUUAGUUUGAAUUGUGGCUUUGGCAUUCAGAACUGCAUUCUUCCUUCAUAAUGUCUCUAUAGGUUGGCAUGGAGUAGGCAUUAACAUACUAUAAGUAUUCAUAUUAACCACCAUUUAUGAUCAAGAAAGUGUGUUUUGUGGAGUUAGGUGUUAUCUUUUUGCACGUCUCUAUUGCAUGAUAUCAAAGUGAACUACAGGGUGGGGAAGGGAAUCAAAACAAACACAAAAAAAAGAAAAAAAAUUCUGAAAAAAGAAAUCUUUUUGAGACGUGUCUGCAUGCGUCAAUUACAGAGCACUGUUUCAUUUUUCCUCCAUUUAUACACUUUCUUAAGUUCUUUAUAUUUUUUUCAUAUCUUUUUCCCCCACGCGGCUAGGUGGGAGGGCGCCCAUCAUGGGUCUAUGUGCAUGGAUCUAAACGUGUAACCAUGGCAACCUGGGUCAGAAAAUCCUGAAAACUGGCAGAUAGUGUUGUGUUGUUUCGACAGGGUAAAAUGCAGCGGAGAAAUGUAGAAUGUAUGUGUGUAUAUGUCGUUCUUUAUUUGUCUGCUAAUCUUUUUGUCGUUGUUGUAAUCAGUAUAUGCAUAUAAAUGUAUUUUAAUCAAAAUGAAGGUUACACUAUGCCUCACAGAGCUCAUUGUAAAAACAUUCUUGUCAACUCUUGAGCAAUUCUGUAAAAUAGCGGAUGCAAUUUGAAUGAACGCCCUGGCACUAAUAACCAGUCUGUUGUUAAAUGAGAUCAGAAUAGGACUACAGUUUCACACUACUAUUAAGUGCAUUCAUCCUGAAAGUCAGUAACAGCCCAUGCACAAUUUCAGCAUGUAUUUGUUUGGAGUCUGGAGACUUACAUUGGUGUGGCAUUCAGUAUAUGAUCUUUACUGCCUACUUUCCAUUUUGAAUUGCAAUACCUACCACUCCAUGUAAGACAGAGCCCAUUGGCCAUGUCUCUGUCUUCUUAUUUCAAUUAUUACUAUUUAAUUGAACUGUUUGUCUAUGAGUAUUAUUUCAGUGUGUGUGUGUGUGUGUGUCUGUAUGAGCGUUUGUUCAUGUAUGUCCACUGUGUGGAAGGUCAAAAAGAGCUGAGUGAGAUAUCUUUUCUCCAUGUUCUCUUCUUACAUUCCGUGGAAUAGUAGGCCUACGACUUUAUGUUAGUCUGUCUGUGUGUUCCUUCCCCACACACUUCAUGUGCUCAGUUAACACAUCCUUGUGAACGUCACAACUUUCAAAACCAUUUGAUUGAUUAAACUUUGACUGUUAGGGGAUAGUUACGCUUUUGUGGUUGAAUUGUGAUAUUUAAGUAUUGUGAACCCGAAAGGAAAACGUUUUGCUCUUUAAAAUGUUGCAGUCAUUAUAAUGUGGCACUUGAAUGCAACUAUUACUCUAUGGCCAUUUGUAGUGCUCUGAUUGACUCUCGCGUCAGGUAACAUAACACUUGCUUCCCCCGGGGAAACAGCCCUAAAUGUGCAAUGGCAAACAGUUAGCUCCCUGGCAACUGUAGAGGAAGCUGUCCCUAUUUGAACCACAAAUAUCAGCAUUGUGCACAAUUAAAUCAAACAAUUGGACUCCAGGUUCCAUUACAAUUCCAUGGCAACUAAUUUACUUCUGGCUUUACGUACUGCGAUUAAUAACAUUAUAAUCUUUUUUGUGGUCAGCUCCAUUCAUGGCUAGACUUCCAAUAUUGCCACAGGAGUUUGCCAGAUUUCACCUAGUCACCGCAUGCACCUGUGUCAGCAUGACAUUAAUGUCUGUCAAGAUGUAACUGCACCCUAGCAGACUUUUGACUGCAGCACAUAGAUGAGCAGUGCAAAUUAGUGUUAAUUGACAUCAACAGGUGUUGCAGGUUUCUUGAUAUAGACUGGAGCUACUGCCUUGCUCUCUUUUCAGAGGGCCACACAGGCUGGGAGCGACACCGUCCUGCAAACUCAUGUUUGCUUUAGUGUUGGGCUCACUGUCAUGCUUUAGUUUUGUGCCCAAAUAUCUGGUGUCGCUUCAGUGUCUUGCAUGUAGCUGAAAACCUGAGCAUCACCUUGUGUACGCACUGGCAGGGUUGUUUUCAUCCACAACAGAAGGGGUCAAGUUUAGCGUUAACCUAUAUGUCGAUCUGAAAAUUGCACUUUGUAUCUGUCAUGUUGUGUGAGCAGGACUAGUGAAUUUAUGCUAUUGUAAUGAGUUUAUUUGAACAGUCUGUCUGUAUGUGUGUGUUUCAAUGUGUGUAGCGCUGUCUGACAUUAUCAGAAUGACCCAUAUGGUUGUCGUGGUUACCUUCCUCCCUUAUCUUUCCCCUUACAUAUCUACUGAGUGCCAAACAGAGGCAGGAGCAUUCCAGGGUUGUCCAUGUCUUUCUUUCUACCCAUUUUUAUCCUCAAAUGGAAUAUGUUUGUUCCUUUCCAUAACAAAAAGAUACACAUCAACCAGUUCAUACAAAAUGAGUGGACGUAGAUGGCUUGGUCAGGACCGGAUAAAGGACAGGCUCAUUAACACCAGCUAACAAUCGCUAAUUUUAUCUAAAAACUAGAAGAGCAGAACACUCUGAGAGUGUAGACCUCCGCCAAGGCCAGUAUGCCUCAUCUUGUUAAAGAAAGAGAAACAAAUUCCAGGAUCUGGCUCUUGAUCAAGAUCUGCUCCAAAAUGUUAUUUGUUCUUCUUUGGCCCAUGCUCCAUUUGUCCACCAGGUUUCAUGUAAACCAGCCUUUUUUUAUUAUUUAUUUUUUUAUAAUAAUCCUUCUGACAGAUAAACAAACAGACUGAGCCAAAAAAACAUAACUUCCUUGGCGGAUGUAACGAGAAUAUACUAUGCUGAUAGAGCAUUGGUUUUUGUAGGCUAAAGUAUACCAUGACAAGACAAAACAACACUACCCUAUAAGGCUGGAUAAGGUAUAACAAACAGUUGUGGCUAAUGUUCAUUUAAGUGCACUGUUUGCAUGUGCAAGCUAAUACUUACCAUGAGUGAGCUUUUAGCCACAUGGUGCUUGUUAAGGUUGCUAUAACUGGCUAAAGCUACAUUUAUCUCUCUGUUCUUCCAUGUCUAUUGUAAGAUUGUUCCCCACAAUUUCCCUCAAUCAGGUAUCUUGGUCAUAUUUUUAACACCCUCAUAGGGAUGAAAAAUGUGCUCCUCUGCUAGAGAUGGGCAUGUACGAUGUGUCAACGCCUGUCAUAGAGUUUCCCUUUGGUCCAUGACUUUUGAACUUUAACUCCAGUGACCUUCUUUUGACCUUCUGUCAUUCAUUCAACCUAUUUGGAGUACUCACACUGACUCCAUUGCCAAACUCUGGAAACAAAUUUGUGCAUUAUUCAUUUUCAGUCAUUUUUUUGUCAUGAGACAAUUACAGGACUUAAAUGCUGACAAAAACGUUGAAUGAAAAGAUAAGGAAAGACUUUUUUCAAUGGCAAACUUAUUGAUUGUUUUUUUUAUUAUAUUAUUAUUAUCAUUAAUGUUGAGAAUGGAGUCCAUUAAAAUAUUAUGAAAAUAUGACGUGACUGGCAGCAUGAAUUGAAAUUGUGGUUCACAGGUGAAAGUUUAACAUGAAUUGGUGAUUGGUAGCCUUACACUGUGGUUGAUUACAUUUUCCUAUACAUCAGUGUUUAGGGCAGUGUUCUUUCAGUAUGUAUGAAAGGGCUUUCUUUUCCCACAUUUCAUAUGUCUCAAAUGAUGACAGCCUCUGGAAACAUCUAAACAAGCCACCUCACAAAGACUCAGAGUUAAUGUAACCAUUUAUGUGUGUACUGUUCACUAACACACAAAUGCCAAAACUCGACAUGCCUAAUGUAUAUAUAAAUAAAUAUAUAUAUAUAUAUAAAAUCUGUUAUAGAUACUGCCAAAAGGCAGGAAGUCCAUAGAAUGGAACAAUCGGGUAGAGGGAAGAACAAAGUCUGUACUCUAUGUUGCAUUGAAUGUAUAAGUGACAGGCCACAGAUGCUUUUCGCUGCCAGUCAUGGUCCUUCCACUGGGAUAUACCAUACAGUAAGUUGUUUAUUUUUAACAUGUUACAUACUGUCAAUAAAUGAGAGCAGCAGAAAUGAAUGGGGGAUGACUGGAGAGUUUAAUAUUUGUCUUUUUUUUAAAUUAUAUGAUUAUUAUUACUAUUGAUUUGUUUUAACAUCAUUGAUUAUGAGAAUCAAAGGGUCGUAAAUAUUUAAUGUGACUGUGGUAUUGUGUUUGUAAACAAAAACUAUCAGUGAGUUGUGUUUCUUGACCUGUGGAUUACCAGUGAAGUCAGCAUCUCAGUGUUAAUAUAUUGAUUUUUUUAAAGAUUAUUUUCUGACGGCAACAACGAAGAGUCAUUAUAAAUGUUCAUUUUAGCACCA
This is a messenger RNA of Alosa sapidissima (American shad), 11081 nucleotides long. RefSeq names its product NOVA alternative splicing regulator 1 (gene nova1). The transcript is spliced from 4 exons. Gene Ontology annotation, cellular component: cytoplasm; nucleus. Lineage: Eukaryota; Metazoa; Chordata; Actinopteri; Clupeiformes; Clupeidae. The coding region runs from base 616 to 2100 and encodes 494 amino acids. Gene Ontology annotation, biological process: mRNA splicing, via spliceosome; regulation of alternative mRNA splicing, via spliceosome. The record is from RefSeq and is a predicted model, not a curated record. Gene Ontology annotation, molecular function: mRNA binding.